AUGCAUUUCUAUUCAAGUGCCGUCGUUGUAAUUGCUCUAGCAAGCAUGGGUAAUGCCCAAUCGCAAUACACUUCAACUGGCACAGCUGCAGUUGCGCAAGCCAGAGCCACGGCCUUGACGCUGAGCCCUACAAGUUCCGUUAAGGGAAAGACCUUUGAUAGAUUUGUGACCAUCUGGUUAGAGAACACCGAUUAUGACAUGGCUGCGGCUGACCCAAACAUGCAAUGGAUAGCAAGUCAGGGAAUUACCCUCACUAAUUACGAGGCUAUCACGCAUCCCAGUCAGCCAAACUAUAUUGCGGCUGUCGGGGGUAGUACCCAUGGAUUCACCUCUGACAACUUUGGAACGAUCGAUAGUUCUGUGCAGACGAUCGUGGACCUGCUUGAAGCAAAGGGGAUCAGCUGGGGCGAAUACCAGGAAGAUAUGCCAUACUCGGGCUUUGAAGGCAACUACGUUAACCAACAAACGGGUGCCAACGAUUACGUCCGAAAGCAUAACCCUCUCAUCAGCUACGAUUCUGUGACUUCGGACGUGGACCGCCUGGCAAAGAUCAAGAACUUCACCAUGUUUUACAGCGAUUUGGAGGCCAACAAGCUCCCUCAGUGGAUGUUUAUCACUCCCAACAUGACAAAUGACGGCCACGAUACUUCGAUAACCACUGCUGGAUCGUGGGCUCGAAGCUUUAUCGAGCCUCUCCUCACAAACCCCAACUUCAUGAGCAAUACUCUCGUGCUGCUAACAUUCGACGAAACGGAGUCCUAUGUCUCGGAUAACGACGUCUUCUCCGUCCUGCUUGGUGAUGCGGUACCGGCCUCGGCGCAGAACACGUCAAACGGGACCGCGUACAACCAUUACAGCAUCCUGGCUACAGUGGAGAACAACUGGGAUCUGGGGAACUUGGGGGAGAAUGAUGUGGGAGCUACGCCCUUCUAUUGA
Molecule: messenger RNA, 936 nt
Organism: Amorphotheca resinae ATCC 22711
Lineage: Eukaryota; Fungi; Ascomycota; Leotiomycetes; Helotiales; Amorphothecaceae
Exons: 5
Coding region: 1-936 (311 amino acids)
Biological process (GO): phospholipid catabolic process
Molecular function (GO): hydrolase activity, acting on ester bonds
Source: RefSeq, a predicted model, not a curated record